Molecule: messenger RNA, 1512 nt
Organism: Sphaeramia orbicularis (orbiculate cardinalfish)
Lineage: Eukaryota; Metazoa; Chordata; Actinopteri; Kurtiformes; Apogonidae
Product: oocyte zinc finger protein XlCOF19-like
Exons: 2
Coding region: 289-1200 (303 amino acids)
Biological process (GO): regulation of transcription by RNA polymerase II; embryo development
Cellular component (GO): nucleus
Molecular function (GO): RNA polymerase II transcription regulatory region sequence-specific DNA binding; DNA-binding transcription factor activity, RNA polymerase II-specific
Source: RefSeq, a predicted model, not a curated record
AAUUACCCCUGGCCCCUGUUGUGGCUCCUGUGCUGAACAGAUCAGAAGUUCAUUCAUUUCUUUCUGCAACAUGUGCUGUGUUGAAGGUCGGAACUAAUAUGACAGACGGAGCGUUCUACACGGACUCUUUAAAGCGCUGCACACAUAUACUCUGUUACCAGCAGGACGAGUUGUAAAUUUCGGACGUCAGAGCACGGACUAAUUGAGAGGUGAAGGAAGAAGCCAAAAGUGGAUUUUAAGUGAAACCUUAAAGUUGUAUCUGGCAAAGAUCACCUGAUUCCAGCAAACAUGGAUGGAAAACCCACCUGUGACCAGUGUGGGAAGACUUUCACCCAAAGGAGUAACCUUACAAGACACCUACACAUCCACAGUGCAGAAAGACCGCAUGACUGUGACCAGUGUGGGAAGACUUUCACCCGCAUGAAUCACCUUAAGAGACACCUACGCAUCCACAGUGGAGAAAGACCAUAUAACUGUGACCAGUGUGGGAAGACUUUCACCCGCAUUACUCACCUUAAGACACAUCUUCGCAUCCACAGCGGAGAAAGACCAUAUAACUGUGACCACUGUGGGAAGACUUUCAACCAAAGGGGUAACCUUAAGACUCACCUACACAUCCACAAUGGAGAAAAACCUUUUAACUGUGACCAGUGUGGGAAGCCUUUCAGAGCCUGGUCAGAAUCAUGUUCUGACCAUCAUAAUUAUCACAAGAAGGUCAUGUACCCAUGUGAUAAGUGCACAAAGAUAUUCUGGUCAUUCAGCCCUUACAAGUAUCACCAAUGGACCCAUACUGAAAAGAAACCCUACCAGUGCAGGUUUUGUGACAGAUCUUUUAUCACAGGUUCACAAUGUACCAAACAUGAACAUAUCAAACAUGUCCACAAAGGACAAAAACUGAACAAUUGUACAAAAAGUGAAGCUCUAGAAACAAGUACAAACAACCAGUGUCAUAACACACCAAAACAGUUUGAGUGUUACCGAUGUGGAAAAAGAUUCUUGUCAUCCUUUGCCCUUUCCUAUCAUCAGCACAGAUGUGACUCAUCAGCAUCUGGACCAAAAAGUUCCUCAGCAUCAGAUGGCAAGAAGAAACACAGUGUGUCUGAACCAGCACCACCGAUUACUUUUGACAAGAACAUCAAACUUAAAAACCUCCAGAUCUGCCUCCGUAGAAUCCAGAUGGGAAGACAAACACCAGACUGAGAGCUGCUCUGAAACUUUGCUCUAAUGCACCACCCUCACAAAACAGCGACUUUACAGAACCUCAAACUAGUGGAGGUCAACAAGGACGUGGUUUCAGUGGGGAUACUACUUCUUAUUGACUUCGUGGACAUUCAGUUUGUCACUUGUUGUUGUGAUUCUGUACAACACCUGUUCAUUUUUCACAAAUGAAACCAGCUACUCCUGUAACAAUUGUUCCGUGCAGUUUAAGUUCAUCCCCUGAAAUAUUCUACUCUUUUUUUUUUUUUUUUUUUUUUUUUUUCCACCAACUGUGCAUGUGUGAAUUAACUGUUC